AAUUCCAUUUGACGACGAUGAAUAUAGAAAAAUCGACUUUCGAUUGGAAGAUUUUCCAGAAUCAGAUUUUUUACAUUCUUAUGAGUAUAUGAAUUUAUCGAGAAUUGCAAAAUUAAGAACAAUUGAUUAUACUUAUUUUGACAAAAAUCUUUAUGCCAUAAACAAUAACGGUGGUCGGAAUAUUGCUUUAUUACAUGCAAGAUCCCAAUACGUUGUUCCACGCUGGAUAUUCCCCUUCGACGGAAAUUGCUACUUAACAAAGAAGGCUUUCAAUGAAAUUAUGAAGCAAGUCGAUCAAUGGGGUGAUCAAUAUAGAUAUUUUGUGGUUCCAAUGGCACGGUUGUUAAACAAUAGUCAAGUAUUGGUCGAGACUGAUGCGCGACCUCAUACCCCACAUG
Messenger RNA from Acaulospora morrowiae, 398 nucleotides. The record is from the annotation of a GenBank genome assembly. Lineage: Eukaryota; Fungi; Glomeromycota; Glomeromycetes; Diversisporales; Acaulosporaceae.